This is a messenger RNA of Saccharomyces cerevisiae S288C, 384 nucleotides long. RefSeq lists its product as uncharacterized. The transcript is spliced from 2 exons. Gene Ontology annotation, molecular function: acetyl-CoA transmembrane transporter activity. Gene Ontology annotation, biological process: acetyl-CoA transmembrane transport. The coding region runs from base 1 to 384 and encodes 127 amino acids. Gene Ontology annotation, cellular component: membrane. Lineage: Eukaryota; Fungi; Ascomycota; Saccharomycetes; Saccharomycetales; Saccharomycetaceae. The record is from RefSeq and is marked reviewed.
AUGACAUUGUUAAAUACCCUCAGCAACUUCGGUGGGACAUGGCCGCGGUUAAUCAUUAUGUCCAUGAUCAACUACUUCACCGUGUAUCAGUGCACUAUUCCUGGCACAAAUAAAGUAUACGUAACUCACGGCGGCAGCAUGCAAGCGUGCACCGAGCUUUUGAAUGGCACCGUGACCAUCCUGCGUGACGGCUAUUACAUCACCAAUCUCAUAUGUAUUGUAGUCGGACUUUUCCUAUAUUUUGGAUAUUUGAAAAGGAAAAUCCUCCAUUUACAAAGUCUGCCAAUCAGUUCCUGGAGAUUUUUUCAUUUUUUUUUUACAAUUUUGGCAGUUACGUCUCGAGCUAUUUAUUAUAAGAGUCAGAAUUGGCGCAGGGAGUGUUAA